AUGCCUGCAACGGGUCCAGGAUUGAAAAAGAUACCACCUUACUGGUACCCUUAUACCACUUACGCAAAGCAAAGAUGGAUAGGACGGGAACUACUGGAAGUUGUGUCAACAGAGUUUCGAGAUCGGUCCAUGGAGUACUAUAGAUAUGCGCUAGAAUCCGGAGUCACGACCAUCAAUGGCCAAGUCGCAAGCCCGAAUCACAUAAUACAAAACGGAGAUCGUAUGGAAAAUGUUGUACACCGGCAUGAGCCACCCGUGACAGCUACGCCCAUCAGAAUUUUAUUGGAGGACAAGGAAAGGGAAUUCAUCGUUGUAGAUAAACCCGGAAGCAUACCUGUCCAUGCCUCGGGAAGAUACCACCGGAACACGCUAGUCGCCAUCCUGAUGAGUGACUUUGGUUACGAAAAGGUCUAUACUGUCAAUCGGUUGGAUCGACUAACAUCUGGCCUGAUGAUUCUCCCUACUUCUUCUGAUUGUGCUCGGAGACUCACGAAAGAAUUCGUAUCGGGUACUGUGCGUAAGGAAUACGUGGCACGAGUCAACGGCCGAUUUCCAGACGGGGACGUAAUCUGCGAACAGCCAUUAUUAACGGUUGAUCGUCAAAUGGGCCUAAAUAUUGUUCACGAAGAAGGUAGAAAUGCUAAAACCAUCUUCAAUCUUAUCCGGUAUGAUGAGAAUACCGACACUAGUGUGAUACUCUGCAAGCCGACGACUGGCCGCUCGCACCAACUCCGAGUUCACCUUCAAUAUCUCGGCCAUUCUAUUUCUAAUGACCCCGUGUAUGGAGAUCGAAGAAUCUGGGCGAGUAAGAUGGGUAAAGGAGGAAUAGACACUAUACCCAGUGACGAACGUACCGCGCCUGCACCACCUCCACAUCUUGCCAAUAUUCAAGACAAUCCCGAAUCUCUACUUCGUGAAUCUCCGCAAGAUGACAUCGAAGAUAUAGAGAAUGUGUUAACAGCUCCUACCAAAUUGCUACCGAGGGAGACGGGUGAAGAUAUUGGUAUGGGAUCUCCGGUACCGUUGUCCAGCGAAGCGGUAGGCGUUAUAACGAGAUUAAGGAACAUGAAGGACGAAGCAGAGGACUGGAGCCGUUGGAGAGACGUCAUUUUUCGUGCCAAGGGCACACUACGAGCCCCUCGGGAUUUAGCUUUGAAGAAGCCACCACCAGGCAACAAAAAACAGAAAAACAAGGGCGAAUUUGUCAAUGAGCAAUUGAACGCCGCUAUGAAGGGCAUCGAUGUCAAUGAUGAAUUCCCGCCUGUACAGCUCACCACCCCGGAAGCCGUAUCCAUCGCAGGCGAAUUAAUUGCCGCCGCCUCUGAUGCCAAUGCUGGUCCAGAGCAGUUUCCUCAAGGCCCAGCAGCCGACCCAAACGAAAAGCAAUCGUAUUGCCCUGAAUGUUACCUCCCGCUGCAUCCAGACCCAGUUCCAGAGAAACUAUAUAUUUUCCUUCAUGCAUUAAGGUAUACGACGAGUUUGGGGACGUUUGAGACGGAGAUGCCGGCGUGGAGUGCAGAGGGAUUUACUUGGGAUAUGAGUUAG
This is a messenger RNA of Lentinula edodes (shiitake mushroom), 1545 nucleotides long. RefSeq names its product pseudouridine synthase. Lineage: Eukaryota; Fungi; Basidiomycota; Agaricomycetes; Agaricales; Omphalotaceae. Gene Ontology annotation, biological process: pseudouridine synthesis. Gene Ontology annotation, molecular function: RNA binding; pseudouridine synthase activity. The record is from RefSeq and is a predicted model, not a curated record. The coding region runs from base 1 to 1545 and encodes 514 amino acids. The transcript has 11 exons.